UGUUUUCAUAAAAAACUAUGGUAUCAGCAGAAAACAGCAGAGAUAUCUAUGCCGGCAAAGAGUCAUUAAUUAUGACAGAAAACAUUAGCAAAAUUAGACGAGAUGGAGGAAACUGCGAACACUGUGUCGCCUUUUGUGCUCAAGCUCUGGAAGAUGAUAAGUCACCAAGAAGCAGCAAACGUAAUAGUGUGGAGCGAUUCUGGAGAUAGUUUCAUAAUCAAAAACCAAGCCCUCCUCAUCACGAAGCUCCUGCCUCUCUACUUCAAGCACAACAACAUGGGGAGUUUCAUUCGACAGUUAAACAUGUACGAUUUCCACAAAAUAUGCGUGGAGAGAAGCAACGAAAUGGAGUACAAGCACCAAUAUUUCCAGAGAGACAAGCCAGACCUCUUGAAGAACAUCAAACGGAAAACACCGCUAAAUAAGACAUGUAGCCGAGGCAGUUGCGAAUUGGUAAAUUUGUCUUCGGAAAUAACAGCCAUAAGGAAACAACAAGACGAAAUAUGCGCACAGAUAAAUGUGCUCCAGCAGGAAAACGUAACACUGCUCAACGAACUGAGCAGUUUGCACGCGAAACAGAACAAUCAGAACACGAUUUUGAAGAACAUCGUGCAAGUCUUGAUGCCGUUCUUCGACUUAUCGAAGAACAAAAACGAGGUGAACAAUGGGCCCAAGUUCUUUCACGUAUGCCAGAGCGUGCCACAAAUCGAAGUGUUCAAUAAAAAUGCUUCUACUAACAACUGGAUUGAUAAACGCUGGAUUUAUCAAGAGAAGCAGUUGUGUGCGCCCCCCAGUGAGGGCCAAGGCGGCGAGACGUUGUCCAGAGACACUCUUAUUGACUUGGACAAUGAGCUCUCGAAUAUUAUUGAAACAGAAAUGUUGGAUAAUCCAUCUUUGCUCAUCAGUCACGACCUGAACCAGGAUUUUAACUUAGAAACUGGCGUAACUGAUGAUAACUUUAAGACUAAAGUAGAUUUUUGAUUGUUAAGUUUCUUUGAAAUAAAUUUUUUUCGUUCCAUUCAAA
Tribolium castaneum (red flour beetle) is the source of this 1024-nucleotide messenger RNA. RefSeq names its product heat shock factor protein. Gene Ontology annotation, biological process: regulation of DNA-templated transcription. Gene Ontology annotation, molecular function: DNA-binding transcription factor activity; sequence-specific DNA binding. Lineage: Eukaryota; Metazoa; Arthropoda; Insecta; Coleoptera; Tenebrionidae. The coding region runs from base 103 to 981 and encodes 292 amino acids. The record is from RefSeq and is a predicted model, not a curated record. The transcript has a single exon.